AUGCCAGAUUGAGAAAUAAAGCUUCCCAGCCGGCAAGACUGUCGUUUGUCUCGGGGAGCAUGCAGCAUCUUCAGGUCCAGUGCCCUACUAGCAAAGCUUCCUACAGAAGUUUGUUGAUAUGGCAUCACGUUUCUUCUGUAGAUUUUACAACAGGUGCAACUGCUGGGACUAAAAAUAAAUGAACAAACAAAUACAUCACGAAGCUUCCUGUGACUUGCUAAGGUUGAUAAAGCUGCUUGGUAGCACAGAUUUCUUAGAACCCAACGGCCGUUCUGUUUAUGUUAGAUACCUGUUGACAGAGCAAAGACGAAGAAUGAGAAGAGAUACCACCAAGGGGAGAAAUGUCUAAUCCACUUGCAUCCCUAUCAAACUCUCCACUGAGGGGUUUGGCACCAGCACCCCGCCCAGAGCACAGCCACUGCCCAAAUCCUUGCAGGCAGCUCAUCAAGGCAAUCGAAACUCCCGGUGAAGUCCCGGACCUGCAAGCCUGGGUGUCGGCGAGUCCGUCUGCCCGGCCAUCUGCUGGUGGCACCUCUCCCUCCAGGCCCCUCCUGUGCGAGCCCCACCUUGCAGGAGCGCGGCUCCCCUGCUCAGCCCAGGAACUCAGCAUGCGUCCCCAGGACCUCGGGAACUUGGUGCUGCUGGCGUCCUCCCUUCUCUUUGCUGGGCUGUCAGCUGUUCCUCCAAGUUUCUCGCCAUCUCUGAGGAGCUGGUCGGGCGCCACCUGCAGGCUGUCGCGGGCCGAGUCGGAGCGCCGGUGCCGCGCGCCAGAGCAGCCGCCAGGGGGCGCGCUGUGCCACGGCCGGGGCCGGUGCGACUGCGGCGUGUGCAUCUGCCACGUGACCGAGCCGGGCACGUACUUCGGGCCCCUGUGCGAGUGUCAGGACUGGGUGUGCGAGACCUACGACGGCAGCACCUGUGCAGGCCACGGGAAGUGUGACUGUGGCAAGUGCAAAUGUGAUGAGGGAUGGUCUGGAGACGCUUGCCAAUACCCAACUAACUGUGACCUGACAAAGAAGAAAAGUAACCAGAUGUGUAAGAAUUCUCAAGAUGUCAUCUGCUCUAAUGCAGGUACAUGUCACUGCGGCAGGUGUCAGUGUGAUAAUUCAGAUGGAAAAGGACUCGUUUAUGGUAAAUUUUGUGAGUGUGAUGAUAGAGAAUGCAUAGAUGAUGAAACAGAAGAAAUAUGCGGAGGCCACGGGAAGUGUUACUGUGGAAACUGUUACUGCGAGGCUGGUUGGCAUGGAGAUAAAUGCGAAUUCCAGUGCGAUAUCACCCCCUGGGAAAGCAAGCGAGGCUGCACAGCUCCAGAUGGCCAGAUCUGCAGUAACAGAGGGACUUGUAUAUGUGGUGAAUGUUCUUGCCAUGAUGUUGAUCCAACUGGGGACUGGGGAGACAUUCACGGGGACACCUGUGAAUGUGACGAAAGGGACUGUAGAGAUGUCUAUGACCGAUAUUCUGAUGAUUUCUGUUCAGGUCAUGGACAGUGUAACUGUGGAAGAUGUGACUGCAGAGAAGGCUGGUAUGGGAAGAAGUGUGAACACCCACGGUCCUGCCCGCUGCCGGCCGAGGACAGCCUCAAGAAGUGUCAGGGAGGCUCUGAUCUGCCUUGCUCGGGACGGGGUAAAUGCGAAUGUGGGAAAUGCACCUGCUACCCUCCAGGAGACCGCAGGGUGUACGGCAAGACCUGUGAGUGUGACGACCGCCGCUGUGAGGACCUGGAGGGCGUGGUCUGCGGAGGCCACGGCACGUGUUCUUGUGGUCGCUGCAUUUGCGAGAGCGGGUGGUUUGGGAAGCUCUGCCAGCAUCCGCGGAAGUGUGACAUGACGGAAGAACAAAGCAGGAGUCUGUGUGAAUCAGCAGAUGGCAUAUUGUGCUCGGGGAAGGGUUCUUGUCAUUGUGGAAAGUGCAUUUGUUCUGCUGAAGAAUGGUACACAUCGGGGGAAUUCUGCGAAUGUGAUGACCGAGACUGCGACAGACACGAUGGUCUCAUUUGUACAGGGAAUGGAAUAUGUAGCUGUGGAAACUGUGAAUGCUGGGGAGGAUGGAAUGGCAACGCAUGUGAAAUCUGGCUCGGCACAGAAUAUCCUUAACAAUCACAUGGGAGAGGACCGGGUUCUCCUUUUUCUAGGCCAUUAGAACAUAUAAAAAUGCAAAGGAAACCAUGUAUAAUCACCACUAGGACAGGUUAAACUGACCAUUGUCUGUUUUUCUCUUUCUGGAUGCCUGAAUGAACUUUGGGUACUCGUUACACACAAGUGAAGCAAAUGCUGAUGUAAAUAACACUAAAAGUCCUUUCCUUCCAUGACUAACGUGAGUGGUUCUCAGCAAAGCAAUUUUGUCACCCAAAACACAAUUGCCCUCAUCUACAAUUCAUUGUCACACUGGGUGGUGUGGGCAGGUGCAGACUCCAGUGGGCGAGGCCAGGGGUGCUGAAUGGGACACCUGUGUGAUAAAGGACUGUGUGAUUCCAAAUGUCAGUAGUGCUGGGGGUGAGAGGCAGAGGCUGCAGUGCACGGCUGAUAGAAAUCCACAGUCCUACACAAGAGAGACUAGGUUAGAAUCUAAGGAAAACAGAUCUUCAUAUAAGUCAGUCAAUGAGAUUUUUCUAGAAUAUUCUUUUAUGCUCAUUUCCAUGUGGGAACGGUGAAGAUAAACACACAAAAGAAAUAUUCUUUUAUGCUCAUUUCCAUGUGGGAACGGUGAAGAUAAACACACAAAAGAUAUAAUAAUGUUGGGGGGUAGAUCAAGGGAAAAGACUGGUCAUUUUUUAGCCAUAAAGUCAUGUGUCUAAUCUCACUUUAAACUCACAAAAGAAGAUUAUCUUAAGAUAAAGGAAGAUAUGAAAAAUGUACAAUUUAACAUUUUUAAUAAAUAGUCACAGAAGAUAUUUAUAUUUUGUGUCAAUAUGUAUUUACCUACUGAUAAUUAACCCAAGAAAACAAUUCCUAUUCAGGGAUGUGCUUUUUCAGGUUCCUAGAACCGAGGGAUCAUAUUUUGAAGACUGAGCAGAAGUUACCUAUGCAAGAAAUCUUAUUUUUAUUGUUGAUUUUUAAAGCAUUAUACCUAGUUGGAUAACUGAUGGGCCUGAAAUAUGCAUUCAUUUUGCUUAAAAGACUUUUCUUUUUUCUAAGGAGACCUUACUGGAAAAGUGGUGUCAUGAAAACAAGUCACGAAAGAGAUUCUGUGAUAAAAUGGCACCAAUCUAAAAAAAAAAAAAAAAAAAAAUCCAGUAAAGGCUUAAAUAGAAAUUUCAACUAUUCACUCAAGAUAGGAACAAAAUGUUUAUUUUUUUGUGGUGAAACUUUGUUCUGUAUGAAAUUCACAUUGAACUAUGAAAAUGUUCAAUUGGGACGUCCCUGACAUAUCACAGGUAAAUCUACUUAAACACAUUAGUUUAGAUAACCUUUAAGUAUUUAGAGCUUGAAAAAAAAAACACUUUUUUCCUAAAUGUGAAUUAUUUUGUAAAAUCCUAGAAUAAUGUAGCAAAAUUAUUUCCAUAUUGUUUAAAGACGAAAAUUUUUACUUGGAAAUUUUAUUUAAUGAUGUCAAUAUCCUACAGUUAAUGCUUGGACUUUUCGAGUCAAAUCACCAAAAAUAAAUGUGCCGAGUUACUUAAAAACGUAAUAUGGAAAAUUGUUUUAAGAGAAAAUUGAACUGGUGCUGAUUUUUAUAGUACUAAUAAUGUUCUCAUAACUUAAUAGAAUUAUAAAAUUGUUAUCUCUAUCCUGAGAUAAUAACUAUCUUUGUUAGUAUGUAAAUUGAUCUAUCAGUUUUGUAACAUGAGGGAGAUAUAAGUAGCCAAAAAAUAACAUAGAAAUAACAUAUAUUAUUUCCUCUUCUCUCUCUAAACAUUUUAAGCCUCAGAAAAAACGAUUGUAAUUGUUCAGCAGCAAUUUUGAUGACCUUUUUGAUGAUGUUCAGACAUUGAAUUCAUUGGAACAUCUAGCCAGCAUAAUACAAAGGACAUCGUAUUUCUAUAAAGGAUCAGAUAGUAAAUAUGUUAGACCUUGUGGGCCACAUAUGCCUCUGUCUCUCAUUCUUUUUCCUUUGUGUUUAAUACUUCAAAACUGGGGAAUAAAAUAAAAAUUCAUUCUGAGCUCUCAGCUAUACCAACCAUACUCAGGCCUGGCUUUAGCUUGUGGCUGAGCGGGAGUUUGCCACCCUGGCUCCACUGGAAUUCCCUGAUUUCCCAUAGCUCAUGACAACCUCAGCUGUGUCUUACUUUUCUUAAAAGACUCUAUAUGUUGUUACCUAGUUUAAGCUACAUAACAACUACAGCAAACAUGCUGCUCUUUUUCUAAAUCGUUAUAUUUCCAUAGAAGUUUCAAAAAUGUCCUUGACGUCUAUUUCUUUCUAGAAAAAAAACAAGUUUAAAUACUAGAGCAGUGAUCAUACCAUGAAAUUAAAAAUGUAAUUUGUCUAAAUUUUUGGACAAAGAUGAAAAUAUUCACUUAGUUACAAAUUAUAGAAUCAAAACUGAAUUGUAGACUAAGUCACGUAGCAACUAAACUCUAAGCAACGCUUUUUCUUUGAAAACAGAAAUGUUUACUUCCCAUCUGCUGUAAUUGUGUGUGUGUGUGUGAUUUUCACUGUAGCAACAGAGAGAUCAAUACACUAUUAAGAUGUGAUUGAAUUUAUACUUUUUAGAUUAAAAAAUAAACAGGUAAGUUACACACAAAGACAUAAAUUCUAGCCUUCUUAAACAUGAUUUUGUACAUCAACCUUGCACUCUAACGUAGAAACGCUCUCUACAUACAAACAGAGCAAGAGAAAACUCUUGGAAGACAUAAGCAAAUCUCAUGGGUUCAUUCAUUAAACCCAUGCAGUGGGUUUAAUGUCAAUUGGAAGGGAUACAUCAAGUUUACAGAUAGUGUCAACACUAACCCUGCUUGUUUGGGAAACCUUCUGAGGGAUUCCUCACAAAGGAAUUUUCCAAAAAAAGUCAACCAGUGUCCUGAGACAUAGGAGGAGAAUCAUUAUUCCCACUACUUUUCUGGGUUCCUUGAGCUCAUCUGGAUCCCAGCAGCUCAUUGGAAGGAAUGGCCUUUAUCAUCUCAAAUGCAAAUGCAAAUACUAUCUGUGCCAGUACACUUCAGAAUUCGAGUGAAAACCAAGGUGGGGUGGGAAACAUGUAACCUAGCCUUAGUUUGCAGAGUCAACCAUCAAAACUUUGAAAGCCCUUGGUAUUCAAGAAAACCACCAGGCCCAAAAGCUCAGCUAUGAAAUGUAUUUUACUUCAAAACAAUGCAAUUUAUAACAUAUUAUGGAUUUUGAUACACCCACAUUUAAAAAAAUAAUUGGGAAUUUUGCUCAACUUUUUUCCCUGAUACAGACUCUUUCUGAAAUAAAAUUGAAAAUUAUCUUUAAUUCUAUUCAUUGUCUUCUAAAUUGGAUCAUAGUCAAUCUGGUUUCUUAUUGGAGAAGUAUCAAAUAUUAGUUAACCCUACAAUAUUAGGGGAUGGUAGGGGAACCACAACUAUGGAGCACAUUGCAAGUACAAGUUGGAUCUAUCAUGUGUAGAACACAAAUGUCCUAAUGCUGUAAUUGAGUAAACAAAGUGAAAGCAAUGUUGAUUAGUAUGAUGUAAGCACUCCAAUUUGUACAAAUAAUCAACACACUGAAAAUGGCAAAAAUAAUAAUAAUAAUAUUAGGGACAAAAUUAUAAAUGAAGUGUUUCAUUUGUUUGUUUUUUAAGGAGAACCAAUUGCAAUAUUGAUCAUCCUGAAAAGCCAACUGUUUUAGUACUUUACAUGUCAUGUGAAUUAAGCAAGUGGCCAGGUAUGAUAAAGAAACUCUGUUUACUCUCCUAGAGGCAAACAGUUAGACUGGAACAGGAGGCAGCUCCACAUUUUCAGUGAAAUACUGCUCAGUUCCAAUUUGCUCUUUAUAUAGGGUGGACAAUUUGCAUGUCUUCUAUAAUUUUUCCAAGUAAAGUGGUAGCAAAAUACUUUAGAAAGUAAACUUAAUAGAAAACAAAAAUGAUGUCAGUUGAAAUAUCAAAAUAAUGAACAUUUCUGAGCAUUGUUGAAGGACUGGCUAAGCCAUCAGCUACCGCAACAAGUCAGUAGAAACAUCCCUCCCAUACCAGACAUGCAUGUGCUGGGGAGUGCUGGGGAGACCCGAUACAGUGGACAUGUGCAAACACACAGUCUAUAAAUACAAAUGAAUUCCAUCAGCUUUACUAUACAGAACAUCAAUACUGACAGAGUGCACUUACUGAAUAACAGCAAACUUAAUUUCUCAGGGGAAAAAAAGUGGUGAAGUCUUAUCCCGGAAGAAUAGCAAGAGAGGUAUCAUCAAAGAACUAAAAUUUUCUUUGGCAUGGUAAAGAGGGAACUGGAGAUUACCGACUUAUUUACAUGACAUUUUUCUAUAGGGUGGGUGAUGCGAUGCCAUUUUGUUACAUAAAAUUGUUUGAUGUUUUCUUUAAUACGCCUUCAUAUGAAUAUUUUAUUCAAUAAGUUGUAUUUGUAAAUACAACAAAUGAUAUUAAACACAGAAACUGUACAAUGCAGACAAACUCUUUGUAUGCAAAUUGAGGAAUACAGACCAACAGUUCUCGGUACACAGACCUACUACAUGCAGUUCGUCGGUGCUGCCCUCUUCCCAUGCAACAG
This is a messenger RNA of Nycticebus coucang (slow loris), 6620 nucleotides long. RefSeq names its product integrin subunit beta like 1 (gene ITGBL1). NCBI's taxonomy places the organism in Eukaryota, Metazoa, Chordata, Mammalia, Primates, Lorisidae. Gene Ontology annotation, cellular component: focal adhesion; cell surface; integrin complex. The coding region runs from base 342 to 2093 and encodes 583 amino acids. Gene Ontology annotation, molecular function: integrin binding. The record is from RefSeq and is a predicted model, not a curated record. Gene Ontology annotation, biological process: cell migration; cell adhesion mediated by integrin; cell-matrix adhesion. The transcript is spliced from 13 exons.